AUGGAGACUCAAACACCACAUCCACCAAAUUCAUUGGAUAAUGCCAUUCCAAUUACUACAACCUCUGUAAUUGGUGAGAAUGGUAAACAUCUGCUACUUCCCAACCAUAUGUUUUAUAUAAAAAAGCAAAUACUUUUAAAACUAUCCUAG
Molecule: messenger RNA, 150 nt
Organism: Dictyostelium discoideum AX4
Lineage: Eukaryota; Evosea; Eumycetozoa; Dictyosteliales; Dictyosteliaceae
Exons: 1
Coding region: 1-150 (49 amino acids)
Source: RefSeq, a predicted model, not a curated record